CACAUCACUCAGCGCGAGGCGAGCUGCAAGGUGAUGAUCACGUGCGCACUUUGCUUUUUUUAGUUGUUGUUUUUUCUUCCAUCUGUGCGCGAGCAUCUGAACCUGUUGUAUUUAUUAUCGAAUUUGUUUGUUUAUUUAUUUAUUUGUACGGGGGUUGCACAAGCACAAACAGGAGGAUGCCCCUUUCGGAACGUUACUGCCGCUUCUGCUGCUUCUGCUGCUGCUGUUUGAGGCACCUGGAAUGCCUACGCAUUGAACGAGUCGGCAUCCAAAAGUCGUGAAAAAGUCGGAUGGUCGGUUUGUUCCUCGUGGCGCAGAAUCGAGCUUCCUACCUGCCGUCGAGGGAAAGUAUCACGAGGCUCCCAGGUUUAGUCGUCCUAUGAAUGGGGCUGUGCUGUGCCCAGCUCAGCUCCCCGUGCCCUGGUCAGGACUAUGCAGGGCCUUGGUUCCUAUCUGAAUGCACUGGCCAGUGGUUUGCGAGAACAGGGAGGGUGGAGGGGCCCACCGAGGCCGAGGUGGACGUGGUGCUAUGCCCCCUCCAUUCCGGAUAGCGGUGCUGGGUGCGCAAGGCGUGGGCAAGACAGCUAUUGUGCAGCGCUUCCUCCACGAUGACUACAGUGAAGUGGCCCCGUCAAGCCACACACGCCGGGUGCAUCUGUCCGCCGCUGUGCUCAAUGGCCACGUGCACGACCUGCAGAUCACCGACUAUCCAGCCAUCAGCAGCUUUCCCGGCAGCUCCCUCCAGGAGUGGUCAGACGUUUGUUGUAGAGGCAUUCGCAGUGCCCAUGUCUACAUCCUGGUUUACGACAUCUGCUGCUUCGACAGCUUCGAGUAUGUCAAGACUAUGCGCCAGCAGAUCCUGGAGACCCGGGUGAUGGGCGCAACAGAGACGCCGAUCCUGAUUGUAGGAAACAAGCGGGAUCUUCAGCGAGGCCGGGUCAUCCCGCGCCACAAUGUCUCAGACUUGGUGCGCAAGAGCUGGAAAUGCGGCUAUGUGGAGUGCUCGGCCAAGUUUAACUGGCACAUUUUACUGCUGUUUGGUGAGGCCCUGCGGAGUUUUGGCUGUGCCCGCUGCAAACAUGUGCACGCCACGGUACGCUUUCAGAGAGCGCUGCGGAGAGAGCGUUGCGCUCUUAUGUGAGGUGCGAGCUUGUCACGGCGCCUUGUUUGGUUUGAAAAGAAACCCAGUUAUAGCUGUGAUAAUAAGGUCCGGUUGCCAUCCAGCCAAGUAAUCCUGCCGUGGAUGUUUCACUAAGGAGGAAAGCAUCCUCUGUUGACACAAACUGCUCUUGGAUGCCAAGAGGAACCCUCAGAUGCUGCUUGUCCAGAAAACAGGCCGACCGAAACGCUCAACGAUGACUGAAGCCUCAAAAAAAAAAAAAAAUCAGCUUUAAUAUCAUGUUGCUGAAAUGCAAAUAACGUGCUUAUGUCAGGACUGCUUUUAAAAAAGAAAAAAAGCCCGUUUCUGCUUUUUAUUUUGGGCAUACAGUGAUGAAUCUUCCAGUUUUAUUGAGCAAAAGUGCGUCUCUCAUCAUGACUCGCUGUACCACACAUGGGUAAAAAGCACAAGAGCACAAAUAAACCUAUGUGUACACCCAGUGGAUACUUCCAUGUUAGGACAUACCUGUUUAGCCUGUUCAGGUGCAAUUCAGAAAUAUUGUGUUGUAUGAAAUGGCAUGAAAUAUGACUAAAUUUUAUUUUUAAAUGAAGUAUUACAACAGGACAUGGGUCAGUGAGUUAUAUGAUUUAUUAUACAGUACUGUGCAAAAGUCUUGGGCCUGCCGGCAUUUCUCCAUAAGUAAUUUAAUUAAAUGAUGUAGAUUAAAUUUAAAAAGGGGCAACAGGCUACAAAGUGCCUAAAGAUGCAAAAUCACGAAUUGUUUAUGUAACAACCUCAGCAGCAGCCUCAUUUCCCCUCUUGUCUCUUUCAACCACUCAGCAUUCAGCAUCACCAGGAUACUAAUCACCGACCUGAUCAUCCGUCAUCAUCUGCAUCAUAGAUGAUUUCUAUGCUUGGAUGAUUCAUAGGUCAGUGUGUGGCUUAAGAAACGAAAAACAUUUUUUUUUUUAACUGGUCAGGUACAGGGACUGGACUGAAAAUCAAAGGCCUUCAGGAAGCCUGAAAAACUAUUCCUCAAAACUGCAUUAAAAAUAAUACAAUAAAGUCUGGCUCUUUGGAAGCAAAAUACUGUAUGAAGAAAUGAGGGCUGGUUUCAGACUUUUGGACAGAACUCUUGUUCUCCAGAAGCGAGCAAACAGGAGGGUUCACAUUUUAUUCUUCUAUAAUAUAAAGCUUGACCUCAUUUUUCAUCCAGAAGGAUAGCACAAUAUUGCCAAGAAAUAUGUUCUACCAUAAAAUUUGCUAUUACAUCUGACAGCUUUGACAGUCCUCAUGAUGCCUAAAGAAUAUAUUUUAUACAACAUUCUGUAUUUUAAUUUCAUAUCUAGUUCAGAUAGUGCCCCUCGUAACUGAAAUUUAAAUAUUUUUUUUUUUAAUAAUUUUUUUUUUUUUAAGUGAGAA
Clarias gariepinus (North African catfish) is the source of this 2521-nucleotide messenger RNA. RefSeq names its product ras-like protein family member 10B. Gene Ontology annotation, molecular function: GTPase activity; GTP binding. The record is from RefSeq and is a predicted model, not a curated record. Bases 458 to 1141 code for a protein of 227 amino acids. Lineage: Eukaryota; Metazoa; Chordata; Actinopteri; Siluriformes; Clariidae. The transcript has 4 exons.